Saccostrea cuccullata (small rock oyster) is the source of this 4443-nucleotide messenger RNA. RefSeq lists its product as uncharacterized. The transcript is spliced from 8 exons. Gene Ontology annotation, molecular function: RNA polymerase II cis-regulatory region sequence-specific DNA binding; DNA-binding transcription factor activity, RNA polymerase II-specific. Gene Ontology annotation, biological process: anatomical structure morphogenesis; regulation of DNA-templated transcription; cell differentiation. The coding region runs from base 38 to 4075 and encodes 1345 amino acids. NCBI's taxonomy places the organism in Eukaryota, Metazoa, Mollusca, Bivalvia, Ostreida, Ostreidae. The record is from RefSeq and is a predicted model, not a curated record.
AUAUUAUGACGUCAUAAUUUACCGACUUUCUGGGGAGAUGAAAUCGAAAGAUAAAGAAAGCACAGAAAUGGGAAAGAAAAGUAAAGAUUCUGGUAUCGAAAACAGAAAUAAGACUCAUAAACCAAACACGGUAAAGUAUUAUUAUUUUGACAAAGACGGAAGGCAAUUAUCCGAGGAGACUGUGGAAAAACUGAAGAUAAACGUAAAGGGUAACGUCGUAUUAUCCUCAGGAUUGGCAGGGACUCGAACUGACGGAACCAACACGAAUCCCACCUUAUCCGAGAAUGUAACAUCAAGUGGCACCCAGAAAACGUCACUGCAGCAAGCAAACAUGAAACCCGAAGCUUCUGUGAAGCCUGAAAAAACUCCAUCCCCUAACUUUCAAGCCAGCCAUAAUGGACAAAUUUAUCUCGUUACCCCAGACGGUGGGUUAAGAUCCGCAAUAGGCAAUCAAGAAAUUAGAAUUGGUGAUGAUGGCCAGGAACAGAGAAAAAGUAUACCAAAAAUUAUGCCAGGGACAAAUAUAGAGUAUCGCCAAAAUGGUACAAACUAUCUGAAUAGAAAUGGAAAGAUAAAGCGUCCAAUGAAUGCAUUCAUGUUGUGGGCAAGGGAGUUUCGAGGGAAGCUAGCGGAGCGAAUGCCGAACGCCUCCAAUGCGGAGAUCAGCGUGGGUCUUGGGCAGGUCUGGGCUAAUCUUCCCGCGUCGGAGAAACAGUACUUUUACUUAGAGGCGGAGCGGAUCAAAAAUCAGCAUAGGCGAGACUUUCCUGGUUGGGUGUAUCAGCCAAACAUCACGAAGCGCCAGAACCAGAAAGAUGCACAGCACACUCGAUUGUGGCAAAGGUUUGUUAACAAUAAAGAGGCAGCUAGUGGCAAAGAAACUGGAAAUAAAGAAUCGAAAUAUCGUCCGAUUGCACCGGCAACCCAACAAGACGAGAAAUCGGGUGACGACACCACUACAUCAGAACCAAAGGUAGAUGAGAGUAAGACGUCCAAAGAAACCGCUACAUCUAAAUUUUCCGAGAGCUUAGAAAAUACACAGCCGAAGAUUCAGGUGAAACCAACACAAAACUUAAUGACGUUAGAUCAACAAAAACAACAACAAGAAUCUAAGAUUGACGCUCAGACAAUACAGUCUACGGUGAAGCAAGUUGUUGUUACAUCGAGUUCUCAAGUACACAACCAGAACCCUAUUCCAUCCUUCCACCAAUUCAAGCAAGAAUUGAUGUCCUCUGAAAAAUUAAGAAACAUUGCAACAUAUGUACAGAACCGUCCUGAAAUACAACCAGGUGAAAGAACCACCAAAGCUCCUGCAACAAGCGGAAAUGUUGCUCAUCAUAUGGCUCCACUCACCACUGCUUCACAGAAGGUGCAACCAACAGGGGAUUUCCAUGGAGCUAAAGUGACCAAUCAAAUCGAUCGACCUGGUCGUCCAAAUUCAGUUGUCAUGCAAUACAACUACAUACCAGGCUCAACGCCUAUUUCUCUAAUUCCAACGACGAGACCACUUGUUACACCAACAGUUGCUGAGGCAGCUGAGCCAUUGACAAAGCAUGGAAAUCAACUAGGCAAACACACUCAACAACAGUUUCUGACUUUGGAAACACAGAAACCCCCGAACCAUCAGUCAUGGACCAUGAUGAAUCAAUCGGUCUCUCAGCAGAAGGGCCAUGUAGCUGACCUGACGUCACAAUCAAAGCAGACGACUAGGAACAAGCUCCAAAGCAAUUCCUCUGAUCAACUUCACUUCCCAAUAGCCAUACCAAAUUUACCCAACAUGAAUGGCAAGGCAGACCCUCUUUGGCCAUUCCCUUUCCCACCUGUAGAACAAACACCUCAGACACAUCUUUUGUAUGAAGGUACAGUGCCAGAUACUGUUUACUCCAAAACAGAUUUAUCUGAUCCAUAUGCUCCAUUCUACUUUGACAAUUACAUCAAUCAAAUCCGGGCCACAGAGCUUCAAGUCGACGUUAACGGAUGGCAACAGUACUUAGAUGAUGGUCAUAACAAUGGAGCAGGUAAACAGAGCGUUAACUAUUUCUCCAAUGUUAAACAGUGCCCUAGUGAUCUGGAAAUCUGCCCCUCGCCAGCAUCAAACACUCUAAGUAGAAAUCAGGGCAGUAAUACCAGUGCUUCAAUGUGGCCUGCAUCCUCUACAGCUAGUGGUAACAAACAGAACAAGUACUUGUCCCUAGAACUGGGCCAUGACCAACAGGAUGAUUUAGUACUGUCUACAAAAACAACACCAUCUUCUAGUUCAGUAUCUCAAGAUGGUACAACAUUGCAACUUUCUACAUCUGCUCAAUGCCAGGAAACUCCAAUGCAACAGACAGAAGUUAUACAAGCUAUGCAAAAUACAGGGGACAAAAGUUCAUUUGUGCCACAAGAACUAAGCUCAAAAGAAACUUCAUCAGGAAAUGGAAAUGGGACCAUGGUUAAAAACUUUGAAAACCGCAAUGUCACCAGUAUUCCUAUGUAUUAUACGGAUGACUCUGUUAACGUAUGUGGACCCCCCACAAUGCCAAAAAAUCCUGAGAAGACAGGUGGCAUCGAAUUUGGUUCCAUAAUGUCAAAUGCUGUAAAUGCUCUUCAUGGAGAUUUGGAAGCUUACGAGUCCACAACUGUACCUGGAUACAAUGAGCCUGCUGUACCAUAUUUGUAUCCACAGGCAGAUGUGCAACCAUUGUAUGUUCAGCCUUCUGCAUCAAAUGAUAAUUUCCAAGUCUCCAAAUAUCAGGUUGAGAACAACAGACCAAUCAAGAAACGUUCCUACAAAAUCAUUGAGGGAUUAUUGGAAAAUGAAGUGUGGAUGUCACAAUUCCGUCCCAAGACGUCAUCUUCUUCCAUAAGCCAAACACAGUGCAGUGUGGAAAUGACAGACGAAUCAACUGUAUCAAAUAGAGAAGAAGCAACUGAAUCAAACAGAGAAGAGCUGUUGGGAAAAAAUAAAAAUAAAACCAAAGAUGUGCUGUUGGAGGACAAAGACAAUAAAACAGAAGACCAGAAUGAAAAGUCAUUAGAGGAUGAUGAAACUACAGCUAAAGAUCCAAACAGGGGUGAGAUAUUGGAGGAUAUUGACAAAGCAAAGAACCAAAACAGAGAGGAUCUGCUAAAGGACAAUGAAAAUGCAACUGGUGAUUUAAACAAAGAGGAGUUGUUGGAAGUCAAUAAAACUAAAGAGGAUCAAUUACACAGUAGAAAUCAGGGUGAAGAUGGACAAAUAAAUGAAGAAUCCAGUAAAAUUGUAUGUGAUGGCAAAAUAGAAAUUAAUCAGGAAUGUAAGAUAAAUGAUGCAAAUAACAAUGUAGCAGACACAAGUACCCUUAUAACUGCAAGUUCUAACGAAUCUGAAACAGUCACUGAUGGGGACAUUCCUUUGAAUGAGGUUAAAGAAAAAUCUGAGGCUAGAAAUGAGAACAUUGAGUCAGAAGCAACAAGUGGGGAAUUGGAAGAUGUUGAAGAACAGUUAGCUGAAGCUGAAGCUACUGCAAGAGAAGUUAUGAGUGCAGAUUUAGGAGAAAGCUCUGAAAUCAAACAAGAAAUAAGAGAGAAAGACAAAAGAGAAUAUAAAACUCAGGAAGACACAGAUAUGCAAAUUUUGGAAGAAGAACAAGAUUGUGACAAUGAACCUAAAGAAGAAUUUCAGCAUUUUGAAAUUGUGAUAGAUAAUGCAGAGAAAAUGUCCUCCACUUCUUGUGAAAAACUGCAUCUUAUACAAAAAACCCCAUCCUUGAAGGAAACAGAUGAAUUGCAGACAUUCUCAACCAAAAUCAGCAGUGCUCAGAUGUCAGAAAUCUUAGAAGAUGGUGAUACCUCAACAGACGAUGAAAAGAAUGAGAUAUGCAACAGCUCCGAUUCUUCACAACAUCCUGUGAAAAUUCAGAAAUCAUUAAACUCUACAAAACGCCAUUACGCUAAAGGUCUCCAGAGCUUAGAAUCAGGAGAUGCCACAAUAAGUUCAAAGAAAAUCGUCCUAGAAUCUGAAAAUACAUCAGCCAGUCCUGGGAAAACCAGGAAUAAGAGGAGGCGUCCAUAUGAUUCCCCUGUAAGGAUGUCAAAACGUCGCAAGCAGUGAAAAAUACAGCAUGGAGUGGUUAUUUCUAAUGUCUAAAUAUUGCAGACAGUGAUAUGUCUUUGUUUAUGCAUGUUCAAUUCUUUAACAAUUAUUGCAUGACAUUUUUUUCUAUAACAAAUAUCAUAAAGCAUUUCUUCUUCGAUAUAAAUGAAUCAAUAUGCAUGAUUUUUUUCUGCUCUGCUGUAAGAAGCCUUUUGACUGGAAAAUUUCUCUGCUAUAGACUUGCAGAAUUAACUGUACAAUGUAUAUGUAUUCAAGUGAGCCAAAUUAGAGUUAGUUGUUACAUGUUUUAAAGACAUUUUCAAACAAAGUAAUAUAUAUAUUUGAUGAAUAUUGUUGAUAUUAAAGACUCACUACCACAUUGUUAA